AUGGCCCGCUCCUCCACCGACGCAACCCGCUUCACAGCCACCGGCCCCUACGCCUCCAGCUCGCCCUCCUUCUCCUCUAACCCCCAACAACCUACCAACCAAAUACACCUCUCUCCAGGCCCUGCUCCAGCAAACGAAACGCCCCAACAGAAAAUUUCCCGCCUCCGCGCCGCCGCCGCCGCAGCCAAAGCCUCUUCUCUCAAAGAAACGCCCUUUGACCGGACAGUCCGCAUAGGCCGAGCAUGGGCCGACCGCGCGCACCGCGCUACAGCGUACGGGCUGAUAGGGCUGACGGUGGUGUCGGCGAUGGUGUUCGGUGCUGGGGCGGCGGAUAUGAUUAUCCAUAAUCGAAGACGGAGGAACGAGUUCAUGGCGGAGCAGAGGGCGAAGAGCGCAAAGGAGUUGGGUGAGGCGAAGUUGGCAUUGGAUGCUGGCAGAGCGACGGAGGACCAGGUGUUGUUGAUUAACAGGGAGCGAGCGGCGAUGGAGGCGGAAGAGGCGAAGAGGAGUAGGCCUGGGGUGUUCAAGAGGACGACGGGGUGGUUAUUUGGAGGCCUGUCGACUGAGGAACAGAAGGGAGGGCGGUUAGGGAGUGGGACGAGGGAAGUGUCAAAGGUAGGAAGUGGGGAGGAGUUGCUGGGAGAGAAGGAAGAUAAGGGCUGUGGAGGAGAGGGUGGAAGCAAAUAG
This is a messenger RNA of Saxophila tyrrhenica, 687 nucleotides long. RefSeq lists its product as uncharacterized. Bases 1 to 687 code for a protein of 228 amino acids. The transcript has 2 exons. Lineage: Eukaryota; Fungi; Ascomycota; Dothideomycetes; Mycosphaerellales; Extremaceae. The record is from RefSeq and is a predicted model, not a curated record.